This is a messenger RNA of Jatropha curcas, 1371 nucleotides long. RefSeq lists its product as uncharacterized. Gene Ontology annotation, molecular function: peptidyl-prolyl cis-trans isomerase activity. The record is from RefSeq and is a predicted model, not a curated record. Lineage: Eukaryota; Viridiplantae; Streptophyta; Magnoliopsida; Malpighiales; Euphorbiaceae.
UUGAAUUAUUGAGGGGUGUUAGGUAGCACAUGUCGGUAAUAUAAAGUGCUGAAAUAUAAUUGGAUUGUACUACAGCUACCGGAAAAUUAAUUUCGUCUUCUCUAAUCAGACUGUAGCAGAGAAUUUCAAAGCUUAUUGAAGGAUGGCAGUAUUCUCUGAGGACACACAACUAUUGCUUUCAGAUCCUACAGAUGAUGAGAGGGUAAAGGAGGAUAAUUGCUUAUUCUCGUGGUUUUUAAAUUUGUUUAAAAAACCUCAUAAAUCUUUGGAUAACUGUUCAUUUGGUAAUUUCCCAUUUGAUCCUGAAGGAAACUUACGGAAACGAUUGAGAUUGAAGGAGGUUAAGUACAAAGACAAACAAUCUGGCAGUGGUGAUAGCGUUGAGAUGGUGAAUGCUCAUAAGCUGCAAAUUAAAUUCAACUAUGAUCUCUAUAAUAAAAUUCAAAAACUUGUCCAAACUAAUAAAUCAGAUUCUAGACGUCUUCCUGUAACACAAGACCUGUACCGCUAUGAGUUUGGUCCAGGAUUUGUUGAAGGAAUUCUAGGCAUGAAAGCAGGAGGGAUAAGAAGGAUCAUUUUUCCUCCAGAUGGAGGACUAACCGUAUUACAAGUGCAGGAUUAUGCAGUUCUAGAUGUGGAGCUGCUUCAAGUUUGCCCAUCCCCAGAUGCUCCCUCCUUGGAUUCUCAUAAUUUAUUUGGGGAAUUUCCAUUUUAUGAAGGAAAACCGAAAGAAGAAUAUAUUCGUGAUCACUACACAAAUGUUCCAAGGUCAGAUGUUAAAUACCUUGAUGCUUUCGUUCCUGCACAUAGUCAUAAUGCUCUUCCAAACCAUGGUAUUACGAAAUUAAAGGUUAAGUUCAAGUUUAAUCUGUAUUAUGAAUCCAAAGAACUUCAUCGAAGCAGCAAAGCAAAUUCAAAUUCAGAUUAUUCUGCUGCAGAAGUGCACCUGUGCUCGCAUAGUUUUGGUGAAGGAUUUGUGGAAGGAAUUCAAGGGAUGAAAAAAGGAGGAAUAAGAAGGAUUAUUGUCCCUGUCUCAAAAAAGGAUCAAAAAGACAGUUAUUCAAUUCUCUCCAAGAUGAAAAAUUAUGCUGUUUUUGACGUGGAGUUACUUGAAUUUGGCCCCUCAUUGGUAUGCCACCACAGGGGACAAAUUGCCGGAGAAGAGACGCCCGUAUGCUUCUGUUGACUUCUGUCUGCUUCAGUGAAAAAUUCGGAUAAGUUAAAUCAGUUUCCAUGAUUGAAAAUUAUUACUUUUAAUAAUAACUUAUGUGUGGUUAUUUAUCAUUUAUAUUUUUGUAUUAAAUGACAAUGGCUUGAAAAUUUUAUGAUAAUUUAUAUUAUUAUGGCGAACAAGUAUGUUUAUAAUCCUAA